AUGGGUGUAUCCGCUAGAUUCAAAAUAUGGGUCGAUGCCUUUAAUAAUUCCAAAUGGAAAAAUCUAGGAAAUGAAGUGGCAGAGGGUGUUGGUAGUAAAUACACAAAUUUCUCACUGCAACAUGCAAUGGACAAGAUUAAUUUCCUACCUACACUAUAUUUAAAUCGAGAAUUUUUACUAUCAUUAUCGUACAAGAAUCCAUUUCUGCUCAGAAACACGUUUUUACCCCAAAAAUACUCAUAUAUACUCUUGGAUAAACAACAAGAGUCUACGGAACUAUCCGCGACUAACAACAAUUGA
Molecule: messenger RNA, 300 nt
Organism: Babesia microti strain RI
Lineage: Eukaryota; Apicomplexa; Aconoidasida; Piroplasmida; Babesiidae
Exons: 1
Coding region: 1-300 (99 amino acids)
Source: RefSeq, a predicted model, not a curated record